ACAGUUAAUCUCCACUGUUCUCUUCUCUCCAGCAGUAGAGACAACACCAGUCAUAAUCUAUCUGAUUACAAUGUGUACUGGUUCAGAGCUGGAUUUGGAGAAUCACAUCUAAAUUUUAUUUACACCCAGAAGAACAGGAGUAGUAAUAGAAGCUGUGUCUCCCAGCUGUCCAAAACUAUACAGGACUCCUCAGAUACUGGGAUAUAUUACUGUGCUGUGGUCACAUGUGGAAAGAUCUUGUUUGGAGAAGGAACUAAAGUAGAGAUGAGUUCACAAUUCAAUCCAGCUGUUCUUGUACUUAGUGUGCUGUUGGCGUGCUGUGUGACGCUAAUUAUUUCUCUUAUUGUCUACAUAAAACAAAAAGUUUUUGGACAUUUGGAAGGGGCAAAUACAGGUCUGUCUGGACGACAGAAGACAUUGGGAAACCAACCAAGUGACACAGGCGCUCGUGGAGAUGAAGUCAAUUAUGUAGCUCUUAAUUUCUCUACAAGGAAGACAAAAGGUGUAAAGAAGAGAACAGAAUCACCACCAGAAUGUGUGUACUCAGCUGUGAGAGGAGGUCAUCCCACACUGCAUGAAAUGUCUUAGAGCAGGACUUGUGUGUGUAGAGUUUGGAGACAACAUGCUUGCAUGACUGACAACAAAUUAACAUUGUGUAUUUGUUGGUUUUGCAGCUCUGCAAAUUUUACUACUAAAAUGUUUUAAACCAUGCUUUUUUCAAACUUCUUCUCAUAGAAUUGGAUGAUGGUAUAAAAAGUAACUGUGUAUAAAAAUUGUUCACAAUAAAGAUUUCACAUUGUUCAAUGAUUCACUGUGAAAACAUUGCAUGUUUCUAUCCAUCCAUCCAGCCAACCAACCAACCCCAUGUGAAAUUAGAUUUCUUUAUGAUAUUUGAGAAUGACCUCAGAAUUAUUCUCUAAUUAUACUACAUGAUAUUACCCAGUGACUGACCCUCAGGAUUUCUCCAUAUUCACUCAUAUGUUUUAAGAUAAACCCAAUGGUCCAUUUCCUUUGCUCUUCUUGCCCAAUUCUGUCGCCAAGCGCUUCAUUGAGCUGUGUAUCUGGAAGAACCCUCCAAACACAAAACAAAAAUACAAACUUAGAAGCUCCUAGCCUAGCAAACCUUUUCCCUUUUCACUUUCUGCUCAACCCAAUUCCUCUGCCAACAUUUCAAAUCGAAUAAAAGUUUUCAAGUUCUCUCAAGUCUGAACCCAACAAUCCCAUGAUGGAUCUUUUCCUGAACCUCUUUAAUCUUUGGUUAAACUUUAUAUUUAACUUAAAAAUUUACAAGGUUCCCUUUCAGUGUUCAAUGUAGGGAUAAAUCAAUCUUCUUUUCAGUAUUAAAUUAUCUAAAUACUACAUGCUAUCACUUUACAAUUGAAUCAAUUCAUCUUUCAGUUUUUUUAGACAUAAAAACCACAUCGUGUUGAGAAAUUGUCACAAUUAAAAACUAAACCUUCACAUAAAAACAUUAUCAGCCACUAUAUUCAAUUGAUAUUUGAAUAAAGAGGAUUAUAACGCUGAUCAUUAAGGGAUGUUUGAGCAGCCCAUAUAGGCUGUAACAUUAGAGGGAGUGCACUCUCCACUUUUCAGCCAAUCACAACAGUGUUCACUCUACAGACUGAAGAUAUUUUGAGUAAACCUUCAUUUGAGUAGCAAGUUGUCAGUUCUGCAAAAUGCAUUUUGUCACAAUGAUUAGAAAACUCACUGCUUUGAUUCUUCUGACAGCAGCAUCUCUGACUCAAACUAAUGAGGUUCCUCAUAAGAUCCCUUUGAAAGUGGUUGAAGUUGGCGGGAAUGUUACUCUGCGUUGUCCAGGUUCUAACAAGGAUGGCAACUUCUUCUACUGGUACAAGCAGCCGCUUGGACAUAUGCUCCAGACAGUUGCUACAUCAGUUUUAGACAAACAGGAACUGAGUGAACAAUUUCCUGACAAUCGCUUUAAAUUUACGGCAGGAGAUUCUCAAUACUCUCUUAUUAUCAAGGAUAUCAUUAAAGAGGAUGAAGCAACAUAUUUCUGUCAAAGUGGGACUGCUUAUUUUCAGAGAUUUUCUACGGGAAUAUAUUUGGCCGUAAACGAUUGCAAAAGUCAAACACUGACUCAUGUCAGACAAACUCCAGAAACGACAUCAGUCCAGGAGGGGGACACAGUUAAUCUCCACUGUUCUCUUCUCUCCAGCAGUAGAGACAACACCAGUCAUAAUCUAUCUGAUUACAAUGUGUACUGGUUCAGAGCUGGAUUUGGAGAAUCACAUCUGAAUUUUAUUUACACCCAGAAGAACAGGAGUAGUAAUAGAAGCUGUGUCUCCCAGCUGUCCAAAACUAUACAGGACUCCUCAGACACUGGGAUAUAUUACUGUGCUGUGGUCACAUGUGGAAAGAUCUUGUUUGGAGAAGGAACUAAAGUAGAAACAAGUAAACCUUUGGCAUCUGUUCUAAUUGUCUUGGCUUUGCUGUUGGGUCUUUGUGUGAUUGUGAUUUCAAUUCUUAUAUUCUCCAGAGAUUGAAGGAUCCAAAUAGGAAUCUGCUGACUAAGUUUUUCUGCACUGCAAGAAGGAAGAAAUGGGGCAAUCUUCUAUCAACUGACUUUAAUUUUUGAGAAGAGAAUAUCUGUUCUUCUAAGUGUAUAAAAUACUCAAAACAUUUCUUGAAAGCUUUCUUUGUGUUCAGUUUUGUAAAGAAGACAACAGAAACUUUCUGCUCUAAAUGUUGCAAGAUGUUAUUUUUAGACAUGAGACUGACUCUCCACUGUAUAAUUUUUCUUUCUAUAAUCUUACCUAAUAAUGUACAAUUUCUUUUCAUAGAAUUAUCUGUGUUUUUAUUUUUUUCCAGAAUUAUUACAUCAUUUUUAACAAGCAAAAAGGGGUGAAAAGGCAUUUAUGUGAAGUUUUUUUGUAAAUAUUUAUAUAAUAUUAUACAUGCUGUUUAUACACUGUGAUUAAAUAUUUGUUAAUACUACUUUUAUGUUGCAGUGGUGGAAUACAUGUAAUACUGAUUAAAAUGGGGUACAUAUUAGGUACAUUUCUAGUAGCACCAGUUCUAGCUCAUCGGUUUCUUAAUUCACAAUACGAACAGUGGUUCAAACAUGGUAUAUACAUAAUCAAGCAUUUUUAAACUACAAAAUAUGUAAAGCCUUUCACACCACAACAGGUUGUGGUUUAUAAUUGACAUGAAAUUGACAAAUAUCUCUGCAACCAGUUCAACGUAAAUAUUUGUUACUCCAUAAAAGCACAUGAGCUAGUUUUACAAAUUCCCUCACAUAUUAUUAGGACCUUGUUAUAUACAUUGUGUACAUUAGAAGUAAGGUAAUAGACUUUAGUUCUAUGGUGUGUAAAUGAAAAUGUACCCUGGAACAGCCAUCUUGUUUUCCUUCUGCUGUACUUUCUGCCUACUGGAUCAUCUUGUGCUUUAAACCCAAUGUCUUAAACAUAGACUGAGUGGCCCCUGUUGGUCAAACAAUUUAUGAACUGUCUGUUUUUCCUUUUCUGGUAAAGCGUCUUUGAGUGUUGUAAAAUGGCUAUAUAAGUUGGAUGUAUUAUUAUUAUUAUUAUUAUUGGCCUUUGACAUUAAACAUUAAAGAAGAG
Messenger RNA from Xiphophorus couchianus (Monterrey platyfish), 3584 nucleotides. RefSeq lists its product as uncharacterized. Gene Ontology annotation, biological process: response to bacterium. The record is from RefSeq and is a predicted model, not a curated record. The transcript has 8 exons. The coding region runs from base 1677 to 2507 and encodes 276 amino acids. NCBI's taxonomy places the organism in Eukaryota, Metazoa, Chordata, Actinopteri, Cyprinodontiformes, Poeciliidae.